AUGGCCAUGUGUCAUGUGUACACCGGAACCUUUCCUAUCUCAUUGCAAGUUGGCCAUUACCUAAUCAGAUUUUAUGACAGAUAUGCAGGUGAACCAACACGGUGUUAUCGGUGUUAUCGAUGUGACGAAGCUGAUCACCACGUGAAAGACUGUCCAAAACCAUCAUCCUUCCGACGCUGUUAUCAUUGCAAUGGUACGGAUCAUGUGUAUAGAAACUGUAAAAACUAUAGUACGGCUAGCACAAGAGCUACAGAACACAACAGACCAGAACAGUCUGACACAUCUGUGAAAGAGACUACACCACCACCACCACCACCACCACCACCUUGUGGUUAUGAGGGUACCUUAUCAGAUGACAAGGAUGACAUCCAACUGAGUGAAUGGGAGACAAAUAAGGCAACAAGCUGGUGUGAAGCAGAAUCAAAUCAAGGAACGGCAAGUGAAAGUGACAUGAAAGAGGGCUCUCAGAGUGAUGCAAACGAUAAAAGAACACGAAAAAGAGGAAGGAAUGAAAAAGAAACACUCACCAACACCUGACACAAUACACAGCUAAAACAAAGAAAGAAGAAAAAGAAGAAAGCACAAGAGAAAUCAGCUACUGAACACCCGCAUGUGGAAAACCAGGACGCAUGUGGGACGUUGCCAGCUCCAGUCUAGACUCGACUGGAAAUGUUUUGUGCUUUUUUUCUCUUUUCCUCUCUCGCUCUAAUGACUCUACAAAUUGCUAAUCUCAAUGCUCAAGGAAUGACUAACAGGAUGAAACGACAACAAAUUGCAGACUGGAUGAUCAGAAAGAAUAUCGAUAUUUUGUGUUUACAAGAAACAUAUGCAACAGAUGAAAAUUCAAAUUGGCAAUUACAGUUUCCUAAACAUUCCAUUUUUCAUGCUUAUGGUACAAAUCAUUCCAAAGAAGUAUCAUUGUGAAAAAUAUGCCCCAACUACAAUGCAAGAAGGUCCUACAAGACUCCAACGGACGUUAUUUAUCUAUGAAAGUAAACUACCCUUCCCUCACGUUCGACCUGGUCAACCUUUACGCACCGACGUCCUCAGCUGAUCGCAAAGAUUUCUAUCAAAUCGUGACUUCACAGCUGCAGAAUUCACCAAGACUGGUUGUCUGUGGUGAUUUCAAUUGCGUCCUUAACCCCAGUAUGGAC
Messenger RNA from Corticium candelabrum, 1154 nucleotides. RefSeq lists its product as uncharacterized. The coding region runs from base 1 to 537 and encodes 178 amino acids. The record is from RefSeq and is a predicted model, not a curated record. The transcript has 2 exons. Gene Ontology annotation, molecular function: zinc ion binding; nucleic acid binding. NCBI's taxonomy places the organism in Eukaryota, Metazoa, Porifera, Homoscleromorpha, Homosclerophorida, Plakinidae.